Molecule: messenger RNA, 1089 nt
Organism: Pleuronectes platessa (European plaice)
Lineage: Eukaryota; Metazoa; Chordata; Actinopteri; Pleuronectiformes; Pleuronectidae
Gene: fut9a
Product: fucosyltransferase 9a
Exons: 1
Coding region: 7-1089 (360 amino acids)
Cellular component (GO): membrane
Molecular function (GO): alpha-(1->3)-fucosyltransferase activity
Source: RefSeq, a predicted model, not a curated record
CAGAGUAUGCCAUCUGCACCUUUUCACAGAAUCCUACGACCCCUUCUGCUCGGCACGUUCAUACUGGGAUGCUUUGUCACUCUGUUUUUGAUGUAUUUUAAACCGUCCACCAGCUGGCUGUCAGGUCCCGUCGAGUCAACAGCAUCCACGGACCACGUUAAGAGCCUCUUCUCCACCAAGAGCGACAAAAACGUGACCACCGUAUUGAUAUGGCUCUGGCCCUUCGGACAGACCUAUGACCUGAGCGUCUGCAGCUCUCUCUUCAACAUCGAGGGCUGUUUCAUCACGGCCGACAGAAACUUCUACAACAAGUCAGAUGGCGUCAUCAUCCAUCACCGGGACAUCUGCACCGACCUCUCCAACCUGCCGCCGUUCCAGCGACCGUCCUUCCAGAAGUGGGUGUGGAUGAACCUGGAGUCGCCGUCACACUCGUCCCAGCUGCCCGGGAUCGAGAACCUCUUCAAUCUGACUCUCAAUUACCGUCAGGAUGCUGACAUUGAAGUGCCUUAUGGGUCCAUCGUAGCAGCGGAGGGCGAGGAGGACUUUGUGCCACCCAGCAAAAACAAGCUGAUCUGCUGGAUUGUGAGCAACUGGAACCAGGACCACGUGCGGGUGAAGUACUACAACGAGCUGUACAAACACAUCGAGGUUCACGCCUACGGACAAGCCUUCGGGGAAUACAUCGCCGACCAGGACUACUUCCCCACCAUGGCCAGCUGUAAGUUCUACCUGUCUUUUGAGAACUCCAUCCACAAGGACUACAUCACAGAGAAACUGUACAACCCGCUCUCGGUGGGAACAGUGCCGGUGGUUCUCGGCCCGCCCCGGACGAACUACGAGAACUUUAUCCAGGGAGAUGCCUUCAUCCACGUGGAUGACUUCCCCUCACCCAAGGAGCUGGCGGACUACCUGCUGCUCCUGGACAAAAAUGAAGAAAUGUACGUCAGGUACUUUGAGUGGCGGCGGCACUUUAAAGUAAAGAAGGCCUAUUUCUGGGCAGAGCACACAUGCCUGGCUUGUGAUUACCUGCGCAGGCACAAGGAGUACAAGGCAUUCAAUAACCUCGACAAGUGGUACUGGGGUGGAUAG